Messenger RNA from Grammomys surdaster, 2478 nucleotides. It is a transcript of the gene Samd5, whose product is annotated as sterile alpha motif domain containing 5. Bases 290 to 811 code for a protein of 173 amino acids. Lineage: Eukaryota; Metazoa; Chordata; Mammalia; Rodentia; Muridae. The record is from RefSeq and is a predicted model, not a curated record. The transcript has 2 exons. Gene Ontology annotation, molecular function: protein binding.
GCAUCCAGGGGCGGCGCGGAGCCGAGCCGCUCGCCCAGCCGCCUGUGCCCGCGAGCGCCGCGCCUGCUCGGGGAAUCCACUUCGCUGCUAGACGCUCCUCGUUCAUGCUCGCUCCCUUCCCGGCUGCUUCCCAUGGCUUUGACUCUGCGGCCGGAGCCUAACCACUAACGGGAGAAACUUUUCCUGCCGUUUCUUCUCCCCACCCCCAACCAGGAGAGGAUUAAAAGUUGCAAGAACUGGUGCCGCCCGUGUCACUUGGGUACUCUCCGGCGAGUUCCGAGUCUCAGCCAUGUGCACCAACAUAGUUUACGAGUGGCUGAAAGCGUUACAGCUCCCUCAGUACGCUGAGUCCUUCGUGGAUAAUGGCUACGAUGACCUGGAAGUGUGUAAGCAGAUCGGAGACCCGGACCUGGACGCCAUCGGGGUUCUGGCUCCCGCGCACCGCCGGCGCAUCCUGGAGGCUGUGCACCGGCUGCGGGAACAGGACGCGGCCGCUGCGGGCCUUUACUUCACACUGGAACCGCAGCCCGUGCCACCGGCACCGCUGGUGGACGCAGUGCCCCCAGGCCGCCGGGGGGAGCCAUGUGGCAGCUCAGCCCAGGGCACUCGCGGGGACCCCCGUGCCCAGCCGAGCGCUCCCCGCAGCAGGGAGCUGGUGAGCUACCCGAAACUGAAGCUGAAGAUCAUGAUCCGGGAUAAGCUGGUCCGCGAUGGCAUCCACCUGAGCAAACCCCCUUACUCGCGCAAGGUCCCAAUGGCCGGCAUCCUAGAGUACUUAAUGAACUGGCCGAAGUCAUCACAGAACCGCUAGAUAUCAUUUUUGAGAGGCCCGUGGCGGACUGAUGAGGUGCUGACGACUGGAAAGGGGCGUAUUUAGAACCUUCUUUCACAAAGGGAACUGGAUGGUGACUCUGCAAACACUCAUCAGCUUAACUUUUUGCUCGGAAAUUUUUGGAAUUAUCAACUCAGUAAACCGAGUAACUCACUUGUUAUAGUCAGGAGUAAGGCAGUUACAUUCCACCUAUGGAAAUAUGGUGAACUUGGUUUUCAAUGGACACUCCAUGUGGGAAGAAGUCUGAUACAUCUCUUGGAAUUUUUCUCCUUUUUGAAUUUUUCAUCAUCAUAGUUGGGGUUGACUAAGACUUGUGGGGAGUUACUAAUUUUAAGUAUACUACAUAAAAAUAGGUUUCUUACAAUAGCUACUUAAUUAUAUUAGCUUUCAAAUUAGCCUCUGUCUCAAGAACAGUAACUUUCAUUUUAUAUUUUAACAUACAUGUUAUUUUCCUUUGUAUAGGGCCUUGUUUUCAUUAACUUACAGUAUUUUAUUUAAUUCUACAUAAACUAGUUUGGUGGAACUCUUACUUUAGGUACUUUUUAUAGUGGUUUCACAUAUAAGUAUACCCAUAACACUGACAGAUUAAGGAAGAAAUUCUUUUCUGACUUUUAAAAUGUAAUCUGGUGGAGGGAUGACUAUUACGUUAGAAGUACCAUGUCCUGUUACAUAUCAGCUCUCUAUAUUCUUCUUUGCCCUUGCCCACCUUCCCUUAUCUCAUUCUGCACCCCUCCAAUUGCUUCUGAUACAAGAUGGUAGACAGGGAAGUAGGCCUCGGAAACAGGCAAGAGGAGCCCUGUCCACACAUCUGUACUUAAGGAGAAUAAAGAAAAAGGAGAGGGAGGGGGAAGAAAACAGGGGAAUAUUUUUUUUCUUUAUCAUCAUUAUUUAGUUUGGGUGUUGGUAGUUUGCUUUUCUGUUAAAAAAGUAUAGCCAUGAUGAUGGGGUCUAAACUUCGUCGAGAAAAGGCUAUAGGUGAUUUAACAAUGUUAACAAGCAUCUGAGGCUGGCAAGUUUGAAGAGACUCUCAGCUAUACUGGACUAUGGAACAACCAUCCGUUCACUACUCAGAAGUACAGCAAAGAUGCAAGCUUGUGUCACUAUAAUUAUGGACCUGGACAGGGAACUUUCAAAGGCAAGAGAUUGAUGUUCGCUUUGUCUCUAGAAAUAGGUAGGCAAUUUAGAAGGGAUUGUCUCCGGAGGCCUUCAUGGCAUAAUACCGUGUUUUAAAAUCUAAAGUUUAACCAGUUGAGCUGCCUUCAGAGAUGAAUUUUGGCACUGUGCAAAGCCUUUCUUGGGCUUAAAUACAAAUGUAAGGAAAUUAAGUUCUAAGAGCACGUGUGAGUUGUCCCUUAUGAGCUGCAUACAAUCAUCUGCUCGUCACCUUUUCAAAUAAGAUGAUCUAUAAAAAUACCUGUUAGUUUUUUUUAAAGAAGUGUGGGUGUCUGCAUAGAUUACUGAUAUGAUUUAUUGUGAUAAUAAACGGCUUCCUGGUUGAGACCUCAUUUCCAGGUGCUGCAUCUGUGGCAGAUUUAUUUCGCAGAUGUACAUUUGCAUGCAUUUGUUGAGCUGUGGCUAGCAAGGACCCAAUUUCUGAAAAAUCUAUUAUUUUCCCCAGAGGCAAUAGAAUAAAAUCCUCUGUGACC